Molecule: messenger RNA, 174 nt
Organism: Meloidogyne enterolobii
Lineage: Eukaryota; Metazoa; Nematoda; Chromadorea; Rhabditida; Meloidogynidae
Source: the annotation of a GenBank genome assembly
AUGGAAAUCGAAUUGGAAAAGAAAUUUCAACGGGCAAUGUUAUUAUAUUCCCAAUUGGAUAAUGAAAAGUCUUCUCUUUUGUAUGAAAUUGAUUUAAUGAAGAAUGAAAUGGAAGAGAAGGAUCAGAUUUUGUAUCAGGAUCGGCAGGGUACAACCAUACAAUCCUUUUAUUAG